AUGCGCGCUCAAAAAGCAUGGCGGAUACCAACUGUACUGCGCUUAGCUGCGAGUCAUGUGCCGGCGAUCCGCUCGUUGAACAUCAAGCGCCAAAUGACCAUGCGAUGCCAAUCCUCGAAAGUACCAGCCCUGACAUGGUCAAAUGAGGGACGGUAUCUACUGACCGCUUCGCAGGACGGCUAUUUGGUGCUCUGGAAUCCGCACCAUGGCCAAAAGGUGCAGGCCAUCCCCACGCCUGUGCCGUAUGUCAUGUGCUGUGCCUACUGUCCCUCGGGCCUGCUGGUCGCGUCUGGUGGACUGGACAAUGCAUGCUCGAUCUACAAUCUGCGGCAUCGCGAGAGUGCGGUGGAUGUGCCCGUGGAGCACACACUCGUGGGUCACUCUGGCUACAUUAGCGCGUGUGAGUUUCUCGAUGAUUAUACAUUGUUCACGGCGUCGGGCGAUGGCACUAUCGUGCAAUGGGAUACAGAGUCGGAAACGCCAGUCCAUACGUUUUCCGAGCACCAGGGCGACGUCCUAAGCUUGGCCCUUUCGCCGACCAGUCCUGACGUGUUUGUCUCCAGCGGCAUUGAUUCGCAUGUGCGUGUAUGGGACCGGCGCACGGGCCGCGUGCAGCAUACGUUCACGGGCCACCGCUCGGAUGUAAACAGUGUGGCCAUGUUCCCCGACGGCAUGGCUUUGGCGUCAAGCUCUGACGAUGGAACGUGCCGUCUGUGGGAUGUGCGCUCACAACGUGAGCUGAAUAUCUACGAGCCUGCGACAUCAGCCUCGCCUGUGAAGUCAAUCGCCUUCUCACGCUCAGGCCGUAUGCUCUGUGCCGGCUACGAAAACCACAAGUGCGUGGUAUGGGAUACGCUGCGCGCCGAGGCCGUGGCCACGCUUACAGGUCAUGAUGCGCGUGUGACAUGUGUACGCACGUGCCCUACAGGGGAGCGAUUUGCUACCGCUGGGUGGGAUGGCAAAGUCGUGGUAUGGGGUAUCUAG
Messenger RNA from Malassezia pachydermatis, 984 nucleotides. Its product is annotated as g protein complex beta subunit. Gene Ontology annotation, cellular component: heterotrimeric G-protein complex; cytoplasm. The transcript has 2 exons. Lineage: Eukaryota; Fungi; Basidiomycota; Malasseziomycetes; Malasseziales; Malasseziaceae. Gene Ontology annotation, biological process: G protein-coupled receptor signaling pathway. Bases 1 to 984 code for a protein of 327 amino acids. Gene Ontology annotation, molecular function: signaling receptor complex adaptor activity; protein binding. The record is from RefSeq and is a predicted model, not a curated record.